This is a messenger RNA of Brassica rapa (field mustard), 4734 nucleotides long. RefSeq names its product FT-interacting protein 3. The record is from RefSeq and is a predicted model, not a curated record. NCBI's taxonomy places the organism in Eukaryota, Viridiplantae, Streptophyta, Magnoliopsida, Brassicales, Brassicaceae.
AUUAGUUGUUAGUGAAUAAACUUGUUUAUGAAAAAAUUAUAACUAACAAGUAACAAAAGCAGUGACCUCAUUGUGAUAUGUUAUUUAACGUGUAAAACAUAAAUUUAGAUGUAGUUUAUUAAUUUAUAUAUGAUACAAAUGAGGUCACUGCUAACUUUUCUAGUAACGGCUAAUAUAAAUACUAACACCUAAUAAUGUCAAUGUGAGGCAUAUAGUUAGCGUAAGAUGAAAAUAUUUACAUGCUAACGAUAAAGUAAUGCAAGGCACAUAGUUAGUGUCUAUUAUGAAUGAUAACAGCAGUUCCAGCUAUGUUAAAAUUAAAGUUAAUCAAUACUAGGAAUGAUACCGACUAUUGAAACAACUUUUAGUCAAUAACUAAUUUUCUAUAGAUACAACCAUUGAUGCCAUGAAUAACAAUUUUGGGCAAUGGUUAGCACGUAAGAUGUAAACUACCAGCUAUUAGAUUAUAUAUCUUACACUCUUCGUUUAUUUCUCUGUCGUGUGCAGGGAAGUUCUCACCGAAGUUCCAUCAAUCAAAAACUAGUCUUGUAUUUUUUCUUCACUCUGAGCAUCCAGUUCUGCAGAAAUUCAAUCUCUUCGGUUCGCGCCGAGAGAUUUGGUUCAAUCAAUUUUUGGUUGUGUUAGGAGUUAAUCUUCUCUCCUACCUCGAUGAGAUAAUUUUAUUGGAUCCACAACUGUGGAGAUAGAAAAGAGAAAAAAAAUUAUUGUGAUAAUGGAUUAGAAAAGAAGAAAGAGCCAGCAUAUUAUUAUUCGGUAAAAAAAUUUAGAGAGAUACAAGAGGUAGAAGGAAGAAGAAUGGGCAGGGGCAGAGAUAUGGGGUAGGACAAGGGCAGGGACAAUAUUGGGGUUUAGAAGUAUCAAUAGUAUUUAGGGUAUUUACUUAAUUAUGAAUUUUUCUAGGUAUAUGUGGCCUAAUUAUGCAUUCAGAUUUGAUAGGAACUUCUAAUAAUACACAGAGAUGCUUCAAUAUUUUAUAUUUAUUAUUUUUAACAGAAAAAAGAUACGUUAGCCGACAUUAAUAAUUGAGUAAAUAACGAUUAGGCUCAAAAAAUAAGAAAACGUCUUAACAUUGGGUUGGGGUCAACGCUUCAUCCGAUUAGUCCUCCUGAUAUGUUAGCUAAUGUUAAUAAUGGACACGUGUCAACAUAGUAACUAACCAUAGAGAGUAAAACAGAACACGAACUCUUUAAGAGGAAAUCAUUAAAACUUGUUUUCAUCUGCCGUAGUUACCAAGAAACUAAGAUUGUUUAUUCAUUAACUACUGAUUUGAUUAAGACAGGUGAUUGAUCAACCUUUAAAGACCGUCAUGUCUUUUGCGUCUUGUCCUCCUCUGUUUCUGAAGACGAGAAAUACUUGAAAAAGGUUCGUUCUCUUAUGGGUUUUUUCUUUCUUUCUUUUUCUUGUUCUUGUAAGCUGUGUAACUCUCCUUAUCUCCAUACGGCUAAUUUAGGUUUUACAGUAUACUAGUUUCCUUUUAACACUGUGAAUGAAUACUCCAUAGUUUUCUGAUAAGCUCGUUUUGCCUUUUUUUGUUUAUGAUAAGGUAUUUCAGUUUCAAGGCAAAGCUUCAAAUGAGCAAUAUAAAGCUAGGCGUUGAAGUCAUAAGCGCACAUGGUCUAUUUCAGAGAGACAAGCAAAACUCAUGUAGCCCUUUCGUGGAGCUCAAGUUUGAUAACCAGAUAUUCCGCACAACGACCAAACCCAACGAUCCAAACCCCGUCUGGCACGAGUCUUUCUACUUCCUUGUCUCUGAUCCUUCCUUCCUCUCCACCCGUACACUCGAAGCCCAUGUCUUCAGCUACCAGGACGAAACCGAUGCUAAGCCCUUUCUUGGCAAAGUUCGAGUCAAUGGAACAUCCUUUGUUCCUCGCUCUGAAGCAGCUCCUUUCAACUACCCUCUAGAGAAACGCAGCGUUUUCUCUCGAGCGCGUGGGGAGCUUGGUUUGAGAGUCUUCAUCACUGACGACCCUUCUAUCACACCUUCUGUCUCAGAAUCUCCUCGAGCUUAUAUCCCCAGCCCGCGGAGAGAACAUGUAAGCUCCCUAAUCACAGAUGAUGCUAAUGAGAGAAGAGAGCUUAAGAAGCCUACAACACGUACGUUUUAUAACGCUACCCCUUCAGUGAACCAACAACAGCCGGCGACGAUGAACUAUGGCAUGCACGAGAUGAGAGCUGCUGCGCCAAUGCCUCCAAGAGUAGUUCAAUACAACGGUCCAACUCCACCAUCAGAUUUCUCAGUCAAAGAGACGAGCCCUUUCCUGGGAGGUGGACAGAUCAUUGGAGGACGAGUGGUUCGUGGUACAAAGAGACCAGCAAGCGGCGCAUAUGAUCUCGUUGAAGAGAUGAGGUUUCUCUUCGUGCGAGUCGUGAAGGCGCGUGACCUCCCCGACAGAGACCUUACGGGCAGCUUAGACCCUUACGUUGAAGUAAAAAUAGGAAACUUCAAAGGCGUUACAAGACAUUUGGACAAGAACUCGGAUCCGGAGUGGAACCAAGUCUUUGCCUUUGCUAAAGAGAAUCUUCAGUCUAACGUUCUUGAAAUAGUGGUGAAGGAUAAAGACCUUGUCCUUGACGAUUACGUUGGGACUGUUCGGUUUGAUCUCCAAGAGGUUCAGUCUCGCGUUCCUCCGGAUAGUCCUUUAGCUCCCGAGUGGUACAGACUUGAGAACAAAAGACAAGAGAAGAAGAAGAGAGCUGAGAUAAUGCUUGCUGUCUGGGAAGGUACUCAAGCAGAUGAAGCUUUCGGGGAUGCGGUUUUCUCGGACUCAUUGACAUCUUCAGACAGCUCGGACAUUAUAUCGGCCAACCUCCGCUCGAAAGUGUACCAUUCUCCUCGGCUAUGGUACCUAAGGGUGAGGAUAAUAGAGGCUCAGGACGUGAUCAUCGUCUCCGACAAGUCCCGUCUUCCCGAGGCCUUUGUGAGGAUCCAGAUGGGUAAUCAGAUGUUGAAGACUAGAGUCUCUCAGAGAACGUUUCAUCCGACAUGGGACCAGGAGUUCAUGUUCGUAGUCGCGGAGCCGUUUGAAGAAAACCUGGUCCUCUCGGUGGAAGACCACUCUGAACCUAACAGAGAUGAGCCUGUAGGCAAAGCUGUGAUUCCUCUCGCUGCUAUUGAGAAACGUACGGAUGAUAAAAAGUUUCGUAGCCGCUGGUUUCAUCUGGAAGAUUCCAUCUCAGACGCAAUGGAUGAAGACAAAGCCAAGAAGGUGAAGUUCGCUACUAGGAUCCAUGUGGCCGCGGCUCUUGAAGGAGGCUACCACGUUUUCGAUGAGUCCACUUACUACAGCAGCGAUCUCAGGCCAACGGCGAAACAGCUCUGGAAACCGCCGAUAGGAGUCUUGGAGCUUGGGAUACUUAACGCAAACGGGCUCCACCCGGUGAAAACUAGAGACGGGAAAGGUGUGUCGGACACGUACGUUGUUGCUAAAUACGGUCACAAGUGGGUUCGGUCGAGAACUGUAAUCAACAGCUUGAGUCCAAAGUACAAUGAGCAGUACACAUGGGAGGUUUUCGACCCCGCAACGGUCUUAACCAUCUGCGUCUUCGACAACGGUCAUUUCGGAGAAGGAAAGAACAGAGAUCAGACGAUUGGGAAAGUACGUAUCAGACUCUCAACUCUCCAGAGUGGUCGUGUGUACACAAACGCUUACCCAUUACUUGUUUUACAACCAUCUGGUCUCAAGAAAAGAGGCGAGCUUCACUUAGCCGUGAGGUUCACAUGCACAUCAGUCUCCAACAUGCUGAUGAAAUACACAAAACCACUCUUGCCUAAGAUGCAUUACACACAGCCUUUAUCCGUUAACCUACAGGAAGUGCUUAGGGUGCAGGCUCUCAACAUAAUGGUGGCUCGACUAGGCCGGUCAGAGCCGCCUCUUAGACGUGAAGUUGUUGAGUAUAUGACGGAUGCUAAGACCCAUCUGUUCAGCAUGAGGCGAAGCAAAGCCAACUUCUACAGGUUCACCGCCGUGUUUUCUGGAGUGAUGUCGGUGUGGAAAUGGAUGGGGGAAGUGUGCAGCUGGAGGACGCCGGUGACGACGGCGCUGGUGCACGUGCUGUACACGAUGCUUGUGAUGUUCCCGGAGAUGAUUUUGCCGACUGUGUUUCUUUACAUGGCUGUGAUUGGGCUGUGGAACUACAGGUUUAGGCCAAGGUUUCCUCCUCAUAUGGACACCAAACUGUCUUACGCAGAGAGUGUGAAUGCUGAUGAACUGGACGAAGAGUUUGAUAUCUUCCCGACCAUGAAGGCUCCGGACAUUGUUAAAAUGAGGUACGACCGGCUGAGAAUUGUGGCGGGGAAGAUACAGUCGGUGGUGGGAGACAUAGCAGCACAGGGAGAGCGCGUGCAGGCUCUGUUGAGCUGGCGUGAUCCACGCGCCACCGCAAUAUUUGUGACGUUUUGCUUGAUCAUAGCCAUGGUUAUGUACAUAACACCUUUUAAACUGUUUGCUCUCCUCUCUGGUUACUACUUCAUGAGACACCCUAGGCUCCGACACCGUAUUCCCUCCGCUCCACUCAACUUUUUCCGACGACUUCCGGCCAUGACGGACUCUAUGCUCUGAAUCACAUGCUUGUAUAUAAAUAUAUCGUCUUCAUUGCAUUUGAAUUUGAAUUUGUAUCUAUCUAUAUAUCUGCAUCCAGAUAUGUGUAUAUAUGUUGAGAAUCUUACAUUCAUGAACUCAUUACUGGAAUUAGAAAAAACAAGAUUGGACCCUA